Molecule: messenger RNA, 3609 nt
Organism: Capra hircus (goat)
Lineage: Eukaryota; Metazoa; Chordata; Mammalia; Artiodactyla; Bovidae
Gene: PEX26
Product: peroxisomal biogenesis factor 26
Exons: 5
Coding region: 302-1204 (300 amino acids)
Biological process (GO): protein import into peroxisome matrix; protein import into peroxisome membrane
Cellular component (GO): peroxisomal membrane; peroxisome
Molecular function (GO): protein-containing complex binding; ATPase binding
Source: RefSeq, a predicted model, not a curated record
AAUGCCCUGCGCCUCCGGGCGCCGAGCGUCGGCCGGGCCUGCGCGCGCUGGCAAGAUGUCGGCCCCUGUGCCCCCGACCCCGCGGCGGCGGCUCUGCACCUGAGGAGACCACGGGCGGCCAUACUGCAGCCGGGGUCCCAGUCCUUGUCGUGGGACCGGCUGCCCAGGGACUCAGUGCUGCACAAAUCCGAGGGCGCCAGGCUUUCCCGCGCCAGAGCAGCCUGUGAGGACCACCCUUCCUCCUCCCCAGACUGCACCGCACCCCCCGCGCCCCUAGAGGGCUGCGUCCUGGCGCGCACUCAUGAAGAGUGACCCCGCGACCUCCGCAGCCCCGCUGAGGGCGCUCGGGGGCGCCCUGCGGAGCAGCGAGCCGGUGCGUGCCGUCCCGGCCCCUUCGGCGGCCGCGCUUCUGCUGGAGGAGGCGGCCGACCUCCUGGUGGUGCACCUGGACUUCGGCGCGGCGCUGCGCACCUGCGAACGCGCCUGGCAGGGCCUGGCGGAGGAGCCGGCGGGCGCCUCCUUGGAGGUGAAAUGCUCUCUGUGUGUUGUGGGCAUCCAGGCCCUGGCAGAAAUGGAUCGUUGGCGGGAAGUCCUGUCCUGGGUUCUUCAAUAUUACCAGGCUCCUGAGAGGCUGCCCCCCAAAGUCCUGGAACUGUGCAUUCUUUUAUACAGCAAAAUGCAAGAGCCUGGAGCCAUGCUGGAUGGAGUCCGUGCUUGGCUUCAAUACCCUGACAACCAGGGCCUUCCAGAGUAUAGAUCCUUAGCAGAACUUCACCUGCAGCGAGUGCUACUUCCUCUGGGCCUCCUGUCAGAGGCUGAAGAGCUGGUGGUGGGCUCUGCAGCCUUCAGCGAGAAACAGCGGCUGGACGCGCUUCAGGCCGUGAGUGCAGCGAGGCAGCAGCAGACACAUGUGCACUCUGGCUCUGAGGAGACGCGGACACUAAACCAGGAAGGCUCCUCCUCCCACAAGUUCCUGUCUCUGCUGACAUUGCUGCGCCAGCUCUGGGACUCUGCAGUCAGCCACUUCUUUUCUCUGCCCUUCAGUAAGAGCCUGCUGGCCGCCUUGCUCCUUUGCCUCCUGGUGUUGAGGUUUGAUCCAGCGUCUCCGCGCUCCCUGCCCUUCCUCUACAAGCUGGCUCAGAUCUUCCAGCGGAUCCGUGAUGCUGUGUCUCCUCCUCUCUGCCGGCUUCCCAUCCAGCACUGAGUGGUCUUCCCUGCUCGCCUCAACCCCCUGCUCCUGAAGCCUGCCGGAGGAGCAGAGUCGCUCGUCCUUGGCAGCCUGUUUCCUGCAGCUGAAUGAGCCCUGCCAGCGCGGCCAGCCUAAUUCCAGGGGCACCGUGUCAGGCUACCUCAACACCCUCCCCUUUGCGCCCCUCUCUGGUGGGCCUGGCAGGUGUUGUGGAGACAAGAUGCACAGCCCUGCAGAGGCCCCUGCAGAGGAGGGGUUGUGGGAAGGGAGUGCUUCCUCCUUGGCAUUCCUUGACACGAUCCGUCUUCCUGCAGAGGCAGGGGUUGGUCUUUCAGGCCAGAGGUUCACGCAGCUGGAAAUUCAGAGCAAGGUCCUGGUUGGGGGACCUUGGCCUUUCACUUGCAUGGAACACAGCUCUGAAGGUGGUCCCCGGGACAGGCUCCAUAGUCUAGUCUGGCUUAUCACUCCCCACUCCUUGCCCAGCCCCGAGAUGUGCCGUGGGCUGCCCUCUGCUCACACUGAGUGUGGCUUCCUGAGCCUCAGGUCCUCUUCUAACUGGGUAGGGGGAUCUGGCAGCUGCCUCCUGGGCUAAGCUCAGUGUUCCAGCCAUCAGUGGCCAAGCGGGGCUGCGUGGGGAGGUGUCUGUGCCCUCUCCCACCUGUUGCCCCCCGCCGCCCUCAAGGUGAUGGAGCGUGCUCUGCCUCGCUGUUUCCUUCAGCUUUGCUGCAUCCCUGGCACGCCCUGUUGCUGGCUCCCCCCUUUCUGUGUCCUGUUCCAGUUAUGUUCUGCUGUUCGUAUAACACACAAGUGUUUCUGCUCCUCUGUCCUUGGAAAAUAGGCCAGCCUCCAAAGCUGAUGCACUGAAAAUGGAGCGGAUAAUCAGGGGAGCUGGAAGGAUGUGUGGAGGGGGCUGGGCAGAGGGGAGGCUUGGGAGGCAGUGAACGAUGUUAUUCCUCGUCUGGGGGCGGGAGACAGUAGGGCCCUGCGAUUGUGCAGCUGAAAUGUUGCAGUGCUUUCUCUCAGUGGCUGCAAGAAUCCUCCCUGUCUCUGUGCGGGGACGUGGAGGCCAUUGCUGUGGGGCUGAGGGGUGGAGGCACCUAGCAGGCCAGGAAAACCAGGGGCUUAUCAGCUUCGCAUUAAGACCCUCAGGAGCUCCAGGUCAGGGGCAUCGCUUUCAUAAAAUGAUGGAGUGAGUAAACUUCAGGCCCUGGGAGGUUAAGUCCUAGGGUGUCGUAAAACAUGCUGAGAGAAAGGAAGCCGAUCAGACUUGGGGAUUUCUCCUUUACAGUGAUUUUUAAAACCUGGUCCUGUUCGUGCCACAGAUGGAACUCUUUAGCGGCUUCCCCUGGCCUGAGGGUAAAACCCCAGUUCUUACGGAGUGUAGGGACCGUGGGCACUGGUUUUGGCCAACAUCCCCACCUCACGUGUGGCCUGACCAGCCGCUGGCCUCCAGGAUUUCUGAGCACCUCUGCCUUCUGUGCUUGCUGAUCCUCUGGAGGCCCAGCUCCCCUCUUGCCUGGUGGGUUGCCCCUGGGAAUCUUCUCCUGGCCCGUUGCAUAUGCUUUCUGCAGUGGUGGCCCCAUGCCUUGCGACUGUGGGAUUCUGGGGCCUCUGAAGCUGGGGUGUGUGACUGCAAUGUUGAAGUGCGGGGAGGCUGCCCUCCCACCCGUUGGGGUGUGGCUGUUGGGCAGUGAUUUAACUUCAUUUCUAAGGUGAUUCUCUCACAGGAAUUUCUGGGUGAGUUGGAUGAGUAAAUGAGCUUCCAGGGCAGUGUUAGCAGCUUCCUGCUCCGGGUAGGAGCCCCAUGAGAGGUGGCUGUGUCCUCACUGCCCGGCUGAGGGCCGGGGGUUAGAAGGUGUUCAGAGGCAUGUCAGAGAAUGAGUGGAUGUAACUGACGUGACAGCAGCUUCUGCUUCGGUGUGGGGGAGGGCGGUUGUGUUGUGGAAACCCUGACAUCUGUCGCCCCAAAGCCUGUGUGACCCUGCUCCAGGCCUCGAGCAUCUUGGCUUCCUGUUCGCCUGGUGCUCUGCAGUCUUGUCUGGCAUCCAGCCCUAGCUGCCCUCCUCAUCUGGCAAGGAGCUGGACCCACUGCUCGAGUGGCUGGGCCUUAUCUGGGAAUGCAGCUGCUGCUCUGGCCGGCCUCAGCACAGAGCCUGAUGACAUCUGAAGCGAAGGGCGGGCCACCUGGUCACUCCAGCACCGGUGCUGACCAGGGAGGUCCCCACUAGCUUCAGCCGCCUUUCAACCCUUGAAGUGUGGCUGGGCCAAAUCAAGAUGUUGUGUAAAUAUGAAAUAUACACUGAUUGCAAACACAUAGAGCUAAAAAGAAUGGAGACGAUAAUUUUUAUAUUGAUGGCAUAUUGAAAUGAUAAUCUGCAUAUAUUGGACUAAAUAAAAUCUGUUACUACCUGUUUUUUCCA